Molecule: messenger RNA, 2897 nt
Organism: Vigna umbellata (rice bean)
Lineage: Eukaryota; Viridiplantae; Streptophyta; Magnoliopsida; Fabales; Fabaceae
Source: RefSeq, a predicted model, not a curated record
AAAUAAAAAGCCCUUGUAUGGUGAAUAUGGUUGUUUUCAAUCUGCUGUUGAAGGCGGUGUGCUCUGUUUCGUAGUUGCAGGAAUCAAAUCUGAAGACUAUUAAAACCAAUAAGUGAAUCCGAUUCUUCUUCUUCCUUCACCAACCAUUCAGGUUGGACAGGUGGAUCCGGCUUAGCUGUGGAUUUUGGACUGAAUGGCUUCCAAUUCUACAUCUGGAAAUGCUUGCCCGGCGCCUAUGAAAGCCACAUCAAAUGGCGUGUUUCAGGGAGACGACCCUCUUGAUUUUGCGCUUCCCCUAGCUAUUUUGCAGAUAUGCCUUGUUCUUGUGGUCUCAAGGGGACUGGCAUAUCUUCUAAAACCCUUAAGGCAACCCAGAGUNAUAGGUUAUGAGGCAAUUGGAGGGAUACUUCUUGGUCCAUCAGCUCUUGGACGGAAUAAAAGCUAUAUGCAGGCAGUUUUCCCACCCAGGAGUAUUACAGUAUUAGACACUCUAGCAAACAUUGGCCUUAUAUUCUUUCUAUUCUUAGCAGGCCUGGAGUUAGAUCUUAAAUCUCUUCGUCAAUCUGGAAACCGAGUCCUUGCUAUUGCUAUGGCUGGAAUAAGCCUACCCUUUGUAAUAGGAAUUGGUUCAUCAUUUGUUCUAAAACAAUCAAUUGCCAAAGGUUCAGAUAGUGCCGCAUUUCUUGUAUUCAUGGGUGUUGCUCUGUCCAUUACUGCAUUUCCUGUAUUGGCCCGUAUUUUGGCUGAGUUAAAACUUCUAACCACAAACGUUGGCAGAACAGCUAUGUCAGCCGCAGCAAUUAAUGAUAUAGCUGCCUGGAUUCUGCUUGCUCUGGCUGUUGCAUUGUCAGGCCAUGAGCGAUCUCCACUUGUGUCAUUGUGGGUCUUCUUAGCGGGGUGUGGUUUUGUCAUUUGUGCAAUAAUCAUUGUCCCUCCAAUUUUCAAAUGGGUGAGCCAACGAUGCCAUGAAGGUGAACCAGUUGAAGAGGUAUACAUAUGUGCUACAUUAGCUGCUGUUCUGGCUGCUGGGCUUGUCACAGAUGCUAUUGGAAUCCAUGCCAUGUUUGGUGCCUUUGUUGUUGGAGUUUUGCUCCCAAAUGAUGGACCGUUUGCCAGUGCUCUUGUGGAGAAAGUAGAGGAUCUUGUGUCUGGUCUAUUUCUCCCUCUCUAUUUUGUGUCAAGUGGAUUGAAGACUAAUGUAGCCACCAUAAAGGGGCUGCAAUCAUGGGGUCUUCUGGCUUUUGUUAUAUUUACAGCUUCUUUUGGAAAGAUUCUUGGGACUUUUGUUGUUUCCCUUCUCUGUAAACUACCUUUUAACGAGGCUCUGGUGCUGGGGUUCUUAAUGAAUUGCAAAGGCCUAGUUGAAUUAAUAGUCCUGAACAUUGGCAAAGAUAGAAAGGUUUUGAAUGAUCAGACCUUCGCCAUCAUGGUUCUUAUGGCUGUUUUCACUACCUUCAUCACCACUCCUCUUGUGAUGGCCGUGUAUAAGCCUGCAAGGAAGGGAGGAAUAGCUGACUACAAAUAUAGAACAAUUGGGAGGAAAAAUGCAAAUAGACAACUGAGGAUUCUCGCCUGCUUCCAUGGUGCAAGAAAUAUUCCAUCAAUGAUAAAUUUGAUUGAGGCUUCAAGAGGAAUCCAGAAGCGUGAUGAUCUUUGUGUGUAUGCAAUGCACCUUAAAGAAUUCUCUGAGAGGUCCUCAUCUAUAUUAAUGGUACAUAAGGCAAGAAGAAAUGGGUUGCCAUUCUGGAACAAAGGUUCUCAUUCACCUUCUAACCAUGUUAUUGUAGCGUUUGAGGCUUACAGGCAACUAAGUCAAGUGUCCAUCCGGCCAAUGACAGCCAUCUCAUCUAUGGCUAACAUACAUGAAGACAUUUGUGCAACUGCUGAGAGGAAGGAAGCCGCAGUCAUCAUUCUUCCAUUUCAUAAGCAUCAAAGUUUGGAUGGUUCACUACAUAACACUAGAAAUGAUUUUCGAUGGGUUAACAAAAGAGUACUUGAGCAUGCACCAUGCUCAGUUGGAAUUUUUGUUGAUCGGGGGCUCGGUGGUACCUCCCAUGUCUCUGCAAGUAAUGUUUCUUACCGUGUUACAGUGCUUUUCUUUGGUGGUGGUGAUGAUCGUGAAGCCCUUGCUUACGGAGGUCGUAUGGCUGAGCAUCCUGGCAUCAGAUUGUUGGUUAUUCGCUUUGUAGUUGAACCACCUAAUGAAGCAGAGAUUUUAAGAGUUGAUGUGGGUGACUCCUCCUCCAGCACCAAAUUAGUCUCACAGGAUGAGCAAUUCCUCGAUGAAUUUAAAGUGAAAACAGCCAAUGAUGACUCCAUCAACUAUGAAGAGAGAAUAGUUAAAAAUGCAGCAGAAACAGUUGCUAUUAUCCGUGAGGUUAAUAGCUCGAGUCUGUUUCUUGUGGGUUCAAGGCCAGUCAGUGAAGUUGCCUGUGCUCUGAAAAGCAGUGAAUGCCCUGAACUAGGACCUGUGGGUGGUUUGUUGGUAUCACAAGAUUACCCCACAACAGCAUCCGUUUUGGUAAUACAACAGUAUAACAACGAUGGGGCGCCAAUAAAUUUGACGCCGGAAAUGGAGGAACAAUUACCCUAUCAGGAUUCAGGUUCUGCUGCAUAACGCUUCUCUUACUGUUUUGGCACACACGUUUGACCUUUUCUGAACUUCAUGCAACUUUGCCUUACAGUAUAUACUUUAUAGUUCAAAAAUUGACCACGAAACAAAUAAAAAAAUGUUUGGAAUUUAAUUUCAUUAGGACUGAAAUUGAUUUAGAAUCAAUAAUUUUACGGUUGGACAGAGUUGUGUAGAGACUUGUGGUGGAAAAUUAAGAUUAUAGCUUCAGUCCAAUUCUCUGUCUAGUUUGGUAAUAAAAUCUACUAGUUGCCCUGUUUAGUUUUUA